GGUUUAAACGGAUGGGACGCAUGCGACGCUGUUACUGGACAUAGUCGGUGGUCCAGGUUUUGAUAAAGUACGUGACAUUGAGACAGCGGUGCCGCAGUCACCGUGUCGUCGGUGAGACUGGAAGACGAAGCGCUCGUGGGAUGAUUGGUGAGGUGUUCCACUGACCGCGCCCUCAUUUCGCGCCCAUAGCCGCCACCGGGAGACCGCGCAUAGAGCAGAGCUGCGGUGGCAUUGCAUGCAGGUGGAGCGGCUUGACGCGCUCACACAGCCGUCGACUGAACGGCAGCGAAAGGGGAGGGCAAACGCCGCAUUUCGCCUCUCUGGACUAUACAAGAGACAAAAGAACAAUUCCCAGUGAGAAGUGGGGAUAAAGCGCGCUCGCUUACAGCCACAAACCCAGGCCUGGACAUUGGAUUUCUGGUGGUGACGGCUUACCGGUGGAAUGCAGAUGCACUUCUCUAAAGGAAGCUGAGGUUUUCUGGGGAGAGAAAUCAUGUAUUUGACCUACUACCCACAAAACGAAAAAUACAACCGCAGCAGUAAUCCUACUUUUGCUAGAGGAAGUGUUCCUCAAUGGAGUUAUUCAGAAGAGAAUCAAGAUGGAGAAUCAAGUGAAAAGAAACUCUAAAAUAUUAGGUUUUUUUUAGAAAACUGGGACCUUGCUAUUUCUGCAGUGCUAUUUUGGAAAGGCCAGAUAAAUUAAUACGCUAGACUGGGAAUAAAUCUCUCCUCUGCAGUGGAUUAAGAGAAACGGAACAUUAGAAAAGGAGGAUUAGGAGCACGCUUGGAAGAUGAUGACGCGGAAGUGGAGGUGCGGUGUGAAGUUCUCGCAGGCCUCUGUUUGGCUGGGACUCAUGGUGGCCAUCGCAGUCACCAUGGCUCUGGAGUUCGACGGUCUGCCCGGUCAGUGGGUCCGCUAUGGACCCUGGGAGGCGGGAGCCACCGGCGAGCUGAGCUUCACCAUGAAGACGAAUAUAAGCAAAGCUGUAGUGCUGUACCUGGACGAUGGCGGCAACUGUGACUUCCUGGAGCUCUUGAUCAACGACGGCCGUCUGCAGUUGCGCUUCGCCAUCCACUGCGGCGAGCCGGCCUCGUUGCACAUGGAGACACACGUCAACGAUGAACGCUGGCAUCGCGUGCUGCUCACGAGGAAUUACCGUGAGACCAUGUUGGCAAUGGACGGGGAGAGCAAAGUGGCGGAGGUGAAGUCCAAGCGAAGGGAAAUGAUGGUGGCGAGCGACUUGUACGUGGGUGGCAUCCCACCGGAUGUGCGCCUCUCGGCCCUCACGUCCAGCACGGUCAAGUACGAGCCGCCUUUCCGAGGCCUGAUCGCAAACUUGAUGUUAGGAGAGACUCCUCCUGCUCUCCUGGACAGUCAGGGUGUGAAGAAUGAUCUGGAAUACCUGUGUACCAAACAAAACCCCUGCAGCAAUGGAGGACGCUGCUCCAUCCGUGACAGCGAGGUGCUGUGCGAUUGCUCCAAUACUGGCUACAAAGGGAAAUACUGCACUGAAGCUCUCCAGCAAGUUUUCGGAGGUCUGGCGCACCUGACGUUAAAGAGCCAAGCCCCAGGAGCAGCUCCUCUGAUGGCCACUCCUGCAGCAGGUGAUCCAGAAUCAGGCCAAGUGGAGUCAGUGGCCACGUUCAAGGGUAAUGAGUUCUUCAGCUACGACCUGUCCCAAAAGCCUAUCCAGAGCAGCACAGAUGAAAUCACCCUGUCCUUCCGGACGCUGCAGCGAAACGGCCUCCUGCUCCACACCGGCAAAUCUGCAGACUAUGUCAACCUGUCUCUGAAAAGUGGGGCCGUGUGCCUGGUCAUCAACCUGGGCUCCGGUGCCUUCGAGGCUCUGGUGGAGCCAUCCGAUGGCAAGUUCAACGAUAACGCAUGGCACGCGGUCCGCGUGUCCCGCAACCUACGUCAGCGCGCAGGGGUUGGACUCCCUACGGUAAACAAACUGCAUUAUAUGGUGACGAUAUCGGUGGACGGCCUGCUGACAACCACUGGCUACACCCAGGAGGACUACACCAUGCUGGGCUCAGAUGAUUUCUUCUACGUGGGCGGCAGUCCGAACACGGCAGAUCUGCCCGGCUCCCCUGUGAGCAACAACUUCAUGGGCUGCCUUAAAGACGUGAUCUACACCAAUAAUGAGUUCAGACUGGAGCUCUCCCGCCUGGCUGAAAUGCGUGACCCCAAGGUCACCCUCCACGGUGACCUGACCUUCCGCUGUGAGGAUGUCGCCGCGUUAGACCCCGUCAGUUUCGACACGCCGACCGCUUACGUAACCCUUCCGCGCUGGAACGCCAAGAAAACUGGUUCCGUGUCCUUCGACUUCCGAACCACUGAACCCAACGGCCUCUUGCUGUUCAGCCACGGCCGGCUGCAGGGUUCCAAAGACCGCAGACCGAAGGUUGACUUCUUCACCAUGGAGCUGCUUGAAGGCUUCCUCUACCUGCUCAUGGACAUGGGCUCCGGGAGCAUCAAGAUGAAAGUCGGGAACAAAAAGGUCAACGACGGAGAAUGGUGCCAUGUGGAUUUCCAGAGAGAGGGCAGGAAAGGCUCCAUCUCCGUUAACGGCCGUAGCAUGCCUUUCUCCACCAACGAGGGCAGCGAGAUUCUGGAUCUCGAUGGUGAAAUGUAUCUGGGGGGUCUGCCUGAGGACAGCGGGAGUCUUCCUCUCCCCCCAGAGGUGUGGACCGCCCGCCUCAGGCUGGGCUUUGUGGGUUGCGUGCGGGAUCUCUUUAUAGACGGGCGCAGCAGGGACCUGAGGCGGCUGGCGGAGCUUCAGAGCUCUCCGGGGGUCAGCAGCUUCUGUACGAGAGAGACCCAUCGGAGGUGCAGCUCGGAGCCCUGCGCCCACGGAGGCCGCUGCCGCGAGGGCUGGAAUCGACACGUCUGCGACUGCACUGGAACUGGAUAUCUGGGUCCCAACUGUGAGAUGGAGUCCGCAGUGCUGAGUUAUGAUGGCAGCAUGUUUCUGAAGGUCCUGAUGCCUCACGCCGUUCACACUGAGGCUGAGGACGUGUCUCUGCGCUUCAUGUCUCAGAGGGCUUACGGUCUGCUCAUGGCCACCACCUCCAAAGAGUCUGCUGACACCCUGCGCCUGGAGCUCGACGGGGGAAGAGUCAGACUCACCGUCAACCUAGAUUGUAUCGGGAUAGACUGUAACCUUAGUAAAGGACCGGAGACUCUGUUCGCAGGGCAGAAGCUGAAUGACAAUGAGUGGCACUCUGUGAAGGUGGUGCGCCGUGGGAAGAGCCUGCAGCUCUCCGUUGACAAUGUGACCGUGGAGGGCCAGAUGAGUGGAGCACACACGCAGCUGGAGUUCCACCACAUAGAGACGGGCAUCAUGACUGAGCGGCGCUUUAUCUCAGUCAUGCCUUCCAACUUCAUCGGCCACCUGCAGGGCCUCUCUUUCAAUGGAAUGCCGUACCUAGACCAGUGCAAGAAUGGUGACAUCUCAUACUGUGAGCUCAAUGCCCGCUUUGGCAUGCGCCGCAUCGUGGCAGAUCCCGUCAGCUUCCGGAAUCGAGCCAGCUAUGUGGCGCUGUCCACCCUGCAGGCUUACGCCUCCAUGCACCUCUUCUUCCAGUUCAAGACCACCAGCCCCGAUGGUCUGAUGCUGUUUAACUCUGGAGAUGGCAGUGACUUUAUCGUGAUCGAGCUUGUGAAGGGGUACAUCCAUUAUGUUUUUGACUUGGGCAAUGGGCCGUCGCUCAUGAAGGGCAACUCCGACAAGCCGCUCAAUGACAACCAGUGGCAUAACGUGAUGGUGUCACGUGAUGACAGCAACGUGCACACGCUCAAGAUCGACUCCCACACGGUGACUCAACACUCCAAUGGAGCCCGCAACCUGGACCUCAAAGGAGAGCUGUACAUUGGAGGUGUUGGGAAGAGCAUGUACAACAGUCUGCCCAAGCUCAUAGCAUCGCGGGAUGGCUAUCAGGGCUGCCUGGCCUCAGUUGACCUGAAUGGCAGGCUUCCUGACCUGAUCGCAGACGCUCUACACCGCGUGGGCCAAGUAAAGCGAGGCUGUGAAGCCGGCCCUGGCACAACCUGCACAGAGGACUCAUGCUCCAAUCAGGGAGUGUGUCUGCAGCAGUGGGAGGGGUUUACCUGCGACUGCACCAUGACCACAUACGGAGGUCCCCUCUGCAGUGACCCUGGGACCACAUAUAUUUUUGGGAGAGGAGGAGCACUCAUCACGUACACAUGGGCUCCCAAUGAUCGGCCGAGCACCAGGGCAGACCGUUUGGCCGUGGGCUUCAGCAGCCAGCAGAGUGAUGCCAUCCUGGUGCAGGUGGAGAGCAGCCAGGGCCUCGGAGACUACCUGCAGUUACACAUUGAACAAGGAAAGGUGGGUGUGAUCUUCAAUGUGGGCACAGAUGACAUCACCAUAGAUGAGCCUGCGGUCACCGUGAACGACGGCAAGUACCACGUGGUUCGCUUUACGCGUAGCGGUGGCAACGCCACCCUCCAAGUGGACAACCAACCCGUCAUCGAGCGCUUCCCAUCAGGGAACAUUGAUAAUGAACGGCUUGCUAUAGCCAGGCAAAGAAUUCCAUACAGACUUGGUCGGGUAGUUGACGAGUGGCUACUCGACAAAGGUCGGCAGUUGACUAUCUUCAACAGCCAGGCGGCUAUAAAGGUGGGAGGUCAGGAUAAGGGACGGCCGUUCCAGGGCCAGAUCUCAGGCCUGUACUACAAUGGGCUGCAAGUGCUAAAAUUGGCCGCCGAGGGAGAUCCAAAUGUACAGGUGACAGGAAACUUGCGUUUGGUUGGAGACGCACCCUCUGUCCUGUCUACAGAGACCACCUCUGCCACCCCUCCAGCUGCGGCGGACAUGUCCACCACCAUAAUGGAGACCACCACCACUAUGGCCACUACCACCACCCGUAGACAGCGCUCUCCAAGCCUGAAGGACAGUAUUGCGCAGAACUCAGAUGACCUGCUGGUGGCUUCAGCCGAAUGUCCCAGUGAUGAUGAGGAUCUAGAGGAGUGUGAGCCUGGCACUGGAGGUGAACUUGUGUUGCCCAUAAUUACCGUGGACACCCAAGACCCCCUUCCCAUAGCCACCCGUUACCCUGCCAUCCCCGCCCCUCCCACAUCCCUGACCCCUCUCCAAACCACCAAAGAGUCCCUUGUCCUGUCUGACCCCCGCCCUCCAUGCCCUCCGGACCAGGAGGAUUGCGGUGACCCCAUGGAGGUAUCGGCCUUCGGCUCCGGAGAAAUGACGGAGUCCGAUGACGAGGACUUUUACAAAAACUCCCCCAUGGUCACAGACAGGACGGUCCUACCGCCGCCCCCCGCUGUGGGCAAGAGCGGAGGGCAGAGCCCAGGUGACCACCGCCCUCCCAUCCCCGGCCCCACCACUCACCCCAACCAGCUUCACAUCCCCGCAGGCAAAAUGAACACCCGUGACCAGGUGCUCCUGCCGCCUGCCCCGUCCUCCCGCCACACUCCAGGGUUAACCUACCCGCCUGGUUUCCCCCAUGUCCCCACAGCUCACCCCACCGACCUGAUGGAGAAGGGCCACCCGGGCGCCGUGGAGGUAAUCAGGGAGUCCAGCAGCACCACAGGCAUGGUGGUGGGCAUCGUUGCGGCUGCCGCCCUCUGCAUCCUCAUCCUCCUUUACGCCAUGUACAAGUACCGCAACCGAGACGAAGGUUCUUAUCAGGUGGACCAGAGCCGCAAUUCGGGAUCCGAAAGCAACGGCGCCGUGGUCAAAGAGAAGACGGCGAGCACGACCGCGGCCGUCGCAAAGACGACCACCAAGGGCAAGAAGAAUAAAGACAAGGAGUACUACGUCUGAGAGAGACAGAGGAGGAGGUUUACAGACAGGAAGUGUGCUGAGGAUUUCAAACCUUCAAAUCACCUCCUCUGCAUCCUCGAACAUUUAAGCCACACAAUCUUCUGUUUACUUCUCCAAACGUUUUUCUGCCACCGAAAGUAAGGGAAUGAGGAGGAAGGAACACUGAGCGAUAGCUCCUCCUUUCAUUUCUGUCUUGCGAAGCCUUUGUUGUAUGUAAUUUUAUCGCUAUCAUGUCUAAAGAAAAUCUUCCAUUACAUUCCAAAUGAUGUAAUGCCCUCUUUGCGAUUAAAAAUUUAUGUUUCGCGUGGUCCGGGUCUCCACGGGAGAGAAACAAAACACCAUGGACAGGGAGAGAAAACCCGCCGGUUUAACAGAUGCCUCCACCACACAUGAGCUUUUGGUGCUAUUCUUGAACGUUUGUUUAAUAUUAUCUUCACAGAGUUAUGAAAUCGAGAUCUUCAACGAGACGUUCGCUGGCCCUCGUUGUAAUAAUUCAUGAAGGACCGAAGCGAUUGUGUUAGUUAUUUGCACGAGACAAGCAGAUGCUCCCAUCAGAUCUUGUGGAGAUGUUAAAUCUGACACCUUUUUUCGAAGGGAAAAAAACGUGUUCGGUUGGAAAGGCGGCGGAUAACAUCACAUCUUCUGUCUCGUUCUCUGAUGGAGCCGAAGAGUUUGAAUUCAUUUCCACCCUGGUACCCUUUGUCAGUAUAGAAAUUAGGAUUUAUCUCUCUCCGCCAUAAAACCCAUGAAUUUAAUUCUUUCUUUAGUGUUUAUCCACCAUGGUUUUCUAAACCCGUCCUCGCUUAGACAGCAACACCUCCACCAGCAGGUGUAGAAGAGCUCAGAAGGUUGUUAGAACUUAAAAAGGCGAAUGAAAGGCAUUCAGUAGGCAUAUCUGUCUUUCUCUCUCUCUCUCUCUCUCUCUCUCUCUCUCUCUCUCUCUCCAUGGUGCCAGAACAUUGUGAUCUGUUGGGCUACUAAUUGAGUUCCAUGCAUGAUGUAUUUACAUUCAGCUUUCCAUGGGGGUUUUUUGGUAUGAAAAACAAAAAGUUAAUAACUCUCAUCUCACCCGGAGGGAUUCAUGGGCGCACCAUUGGCGAGCACGACGCAGACAAAAGAGACCUCAGAAAGUGGGACUGUCCUGAACUGAACAUCAGCUUGGACAAAAGAUGUUGUAUCUAUGUAAAUACAGGACAUCGCUGAAAAUGUUUCAGGAGACAGGUUUGUGUGUAUCGUGCAUACGGUUCGUCUGCGUAUGUGCGUGUGCGCUUGUGUGUGUGUGAGUGUUUGUCCUCGUUCGUCCUCCGGCAUGAGAAAGAUAUACGCAAGACUACGAGAACUCUUUCUCUUGCCUCCUGUAUUCUCUAUGGUGUGAAACUACAGCCCAAUACCCAUCCGAAUGAGACUACAGACAGUGAAACAAACAGGAUAAAGAGAAUGGAGACAAAAUCAUAUUUUGAGAACUGUGUGAUGUCUCUUCUAGGAGGGAAAAAAAGGAACUCGUUCUCAUUGGGAUGCCAGCUCACCACCUCCCAAACUUUAAAAGAAAGCGAAAAGGAGCGAACUGACAAGACUUUUAUGGAUAAAGCAGCACAACCUUGUGUCCAGACUUUUGUAUUUAAGGACACCUCCUGGAAAGGAGGGAAAAAGGAAGAAAAAAAAUACAGUAUACUGUCUAGAUAUUUCUUACAUUUGAAAAUAUGUUUUUCCUGAAUUGACAUUCCUUGUUAUAACAAAGCAGUUUUUGUUUAGUCCUUUCUCUGCAAAUGAAAAAAUAAAUAAAUAAUGUUAUUCACAAUAGAUAUUAAUUCAGUUACACAAAGUGAUUUUCAAAAGUGAAAUUCUGGGGUGAGGGGGUGAAUAAUGUUUUAGGAUUUUAUUGAAUUUGGUAAAAAAAAAAAAAAAAAA
Messenger RNA from Carassius auratus (goldfish), 7718 nucleotides. It is a transcript of the gene nrxn2a, whose product is annotated as neurexin 2a. The transcript is spliced from 25 exons. The record is from RefSeq and is a predicted model, not a curated record. Lineage: Eukaryota; Metazoa; Chordata; Actinopteri; Cypriniformes; Cyprinidae. Bases 792 to 5810 code for a protein of 1672 amino acids.